UGUCCGCCACUGGUACAGUAGUUACCUCAGCAAUUUUGUACCCAUCGCAUAUAUAACUCUUAUUCUGGUCAUUUAGUGAUAAAUGUAAUGCGCCUAAACAUGGCUGCAAUGUAUUUGUGCUCUUGUGUUUUAUUGAUUUUGUCUGUGGUUUUUCAUGUUUUAUUCCAUCAAACUAUCGACUAUGGUGAACAUAAUGCUAUAUUCGAUCAAAUCGAGAGUCCUGGAAGUUGGCACAAACGUUAUUUCUUAUGCAAGGACGGCGGACAUUAUCCAUCACGACCAUUAUAUGCAUGGACAAAACACGGCUAUAUCUGUUACAUUCUUCCACAGAAAGACCUUACAAUCUAUGUGGAUGUGCAGCUAAAUCCAGGGCCUAUCAGAUCGUUUAACAACUGUCAGAAUAUUUGGGGCAGACCAGUGUAUUACAUAGUCAGAACUCUAUCGAAAUGCUGACAUUACAACAACAACAACAACUGGGUCUGGGCGUCAUAUGUAUGACAAUAUAUUAUUACAAUUGUCGCAUUUACCGGCGAACAGUUUGUGUUUCUACAAUAAUCGUUUUCCGGCUGGAGCCGCUUUAGGGUGGCCAUAUGUUUGCAAAACUAAUCGAAGCUAUCGUGGUAAGAGAAGUGGGAAAAAAGUAAAACAGAGGGAAGCCUCGAAGUAUUUUAAUAUACAAGUUAUCGGUAAUUCACCUAUGGUACAAAGGUCAAAGAAAUUUGCAUAUAAUUCCACGCGAAAUUAUGAUUAUAAUAAUCUCGUACAAAUUCCUCUGGAAUCUAUUGUUUCAAAUUGCGGACCUCGUUUACGGUUUGCGGUAUGGAAUGCACGUUCAAUUAAAAACAAAAUAACUUCGCUAUGUGACCUUGUUAUCUCUGAACGUUUGGAUAUAUUAGCUUUAACUGAAACGUGGUUGACAGGCAGCGAUAGUUUUGUUAUUGCUGAUCUCACAAACACUUUGCAAGACCAUGAUAUUUACCACUUGUCAAGGACAAACAGGGGUGGUGGAGUAGCAGUCAUUGUACGCAGAGGUCUUACCAUAAAACAAACGGAAUCUUGUAUAUUUCAAUCUUUUGAGCAUCUUGAUUUAAGUGUUACCUUGGCGAACAAGACUUUUCGUUUACUGACAAUUUAUCGGCCGCCACCAUCAAGGAAGAACAAACUAACAGUUGCACGUUUCUUUUCUGACUUCUCUACAUUGCUCGAAGGUAUUACAUCAGAACCAAAUAAAAUUGUAUUGGCUGGGCAUUUUAAUUUUCACAUUGAUAACCUCACUGACACUAAUGCACAGACUUUCACGGAACUGAUUGAUUCUGCUGGUUUACAACAGCACGUUACUGGUCCAACACAUCGACGUGGCCAUACGCUAGAUCUUGUCUUGACUCGUUCUGACGAUAAUCGAAUUUCAAAUUUGACUGUUUUGGGAGAAUCAUUAUCUGACCAUCAACCUGUUUUGUGUAAUAUCGACUUUCCCCGCCCGCAUGCCACCCGUAAAGCUGUUCUUUUUCGAAAGACUAAAAACAUUGAUAUCACAAGAUUUCAGAGUGAUAUUGUGGCGUCCUCUCUAGUGGAAAAUGGUUCCGAAGAUGCAACAAAUUUGGACACCCUAGUAACACUCUAUAAAUUAUAAUGAUACUCUCUGUUCACUUCUCGACAAACAUGCUCCGAUACAAUCAAGGAAUAAUAUUCUAAGACCACACUCUCCUUGGCACACGGAUCAACUACGGCAACUAAAACGUGAGAAACGACGGUUGGAGAGACAAUAUGUAUCUACCACCUUAACUGUCCACAAGCAAAUGUACCAACAGGCAUGUGCUGAGUAUGCUCGUUCACUGGAAACUGCCAAAGUAAAUUAUUAUACGACCAAAGUACAGGGGUGUAAUAAAAAACAGUUGUUUAACUUUGUCGAUGAAAUGCUCAAUGUGAAAACUACUCCAAUUCUACCAAAACAUAAAUCCACCGAGGAUCUAGUUGAACAGUUCGGUGCACAUUUUGAAUCAAAAAUUCUUAUCUUAAGACGGAAACUAUCUGAAUUACGUUCAAAUGUAACUGUUGAUCGGGCCGAGAAAUGUCGCAGUUCUCUAACACACUUUGAGCGAGUUUCAAUGAGUACAGUGCAGGAUAUCAUCAUGGUGUCAAAACCUAAAUCUUGCCAAUUAGACCCAAUUCCAACAUGGCUGCUCAAAAGUUGUAUUGAUGUCCUUUUACCAACUAUAACAACCAUCAUAAAUGCAUCUUUGGAACAAGGAGUUUUUCCAACGAAAUGGAAAGAAUCUCUUCUGCGGCCUCUUAUCAAGAAAAUGUCAUUAGAUCGAGAUGAAUUUAAUAAUUUUAGGCCAAUCUCAAAUUUAGCAUUUCUCUCCAAAACACUCGAAAAGAUUGUUGCUUCUCAACUUGACACUUACUUAACAAAUCAUCAAUUAUAUGCCAAGAUGCAGUCAGCGUACAGAAACUACUUAGAGUUGCGAAUGACGUAAUGAGGGGGAUUGAUGAUCAACAAGAAUGUGUUCUAGUGUUACUUGAUCUUUCAUCAGCAUUCGACACAAUUGAUCACGACAUUUUGUUUGACAGGCUGUGUAAUCGUUAUGGUCUUUCGGGGGUAGUUCUGGAUUGGCUAAAGUCUUACCUCUGUUAUCGCCCUCAGCGUGCGGUCGUAGAUAAUGUUUCUUCACGACCGUGUUUCGCUAGCUGUGGGGUUCCGCAAGGAUCUGUUUUGGGACCAUUGUUGUUCUCUUUGUACAUUGCUCCCCUCGAAGAUGUGAUCAUGUCCCAUGGAAUAGAUGCCAUGAUGUAUGCUGAUGAUUCUCAACUUUAUAUUUUUCUGAAUCGUAAUAACCGCAUUAUCGCAACUGAAAAGUUGGAAGCCUGUAUUGACGACGUUAUGAAUUGGAUCACUUGCAAUAUGCUUAUGGGCAAUCCAUCAAAGACGGAAGUAAUUCAUUUUUAUUCACGUUACAUGAAACCUGAUUGUCCUCUUUGUCCCAUCAAAGUAGGAGGGCAUGAUGUACAACCGGUAAACAAAGCAAAGGAUCUAGGAGUUACACUCGAUUCCUGCCUUACUUUCAAAGUGCAUAUUAAUAACAUAUGUCGUUCGGCUUCACAAUCAAUACAUCAAAUUGGCAAAAUAAGAAAAUAUCUUUCACGAAAGGACACCGAAGUCUUGUUCAUGCUUUUAUUUCAUCCAAACUUGACUAUUGCAACGGCGUGCUCUACGGCCUUCCUUCUUGUGAAUUGCAGAAGUUGCAAAGGCUACAAAACACUGCUGCCAGAUUAGUCGUCAGAGAAAGGAAAUCUGCGCAUAUAACACCGGUACUUUCUAAUCUCAACUGGCUUCCUGUGCAACAACGAGUGACUUUCAAACUCCUUUUGGUGACCUAUAAAGCUCUUAAUUGCAUUGCCCCUACAUACAUCACCGAUCUACUUCGUCGUCAUGUCCCUGCCCGUACUUUGCGCUCCAGCAGUCAAAAUUUGUUAACUGUGCCUAGAGUGCGAACAGAGACAUAUGGCGAGAAGUCUUUUUCCUGCGCUGCUCCGAGACUCUGGAACAAUCUUCCUGACUCUAUUAAGCAAAGUCCAACUAUCGAUGAGUUUAAGGCAAAGUUGAAAACAUAUCUAUUUAGGAUAGCUUUUUCUGAGUAA
Messenger RNA from Paramuricea clavata, 3639 nucleotides. The record is from the annotation of a GenBank genome assembly. Lineage: Eukaryota; Metazoa; Cnidaria; Anthozoa; Malacalcyonacea; Plexauridae.